Closterium sp. NIES-67 is the source of this 6024-nucleotide messenger RNA. The record is from the annotation of a GenBank genome assembly. Lineage: Eukaryota; Viridiplantae; Streptophyta; Zygnematophyceae; Desmidiales; Closteriaceae.
AAAGCAUCAAUGCGGGGGACAGAAAAGGGGGAGGAACGGAGGGGGGACAGCAAAGGGGGAGGAACGGAGGGGGGACAGCAAAGGGGGAGGAACGGAGGGGGGACAGCAAAGGGGGAGGAACGGAGGGGGGCAGGGGGGGGGGGGGACAGCAAAGGGGGAGGAACGGAGGGGGGACAGCAAAGGGGGAGGAACGGAGGGGGGACAGCAAAGGGGGAGGAACGGAGGGGGGACAGCAAAGGGGGAGGAACGGAGGGGGGACAGCAAAGGGGGAGGAACGGAGGGGGGACAGAAAAGGGGGGGGAACGGAGGGGGGACGGCAAAGGGGGGGGAACGGAGGGGGGACGGCAAAGGGGGAGGAACGGAGGGGGGACGGCAAAGGGGGAGGAACGGAGGGGGUACAGAAAAGGGGGAGAAACGGAGGGGGGACAGCAAAGGGGGAGGAACGGAGGGGGGACAGCAAAGGGGGGGGAACGGAGGGGGGACGGCAAUGGGGGAGGGACGGAGGGGGGACGGCAAAGGGGGAAGAACGGAGGGGGGACGGCAAAGGGGGAGGAACGGAGGGGCGACGGCAAAGGGGGAGGAACGAGGGGGGACGGCAAAGGGGGGGGAAAGGAGGGGGGACAGCAAAAGGGGGGGGAACGGAGGGGGGACGACAAAGGGGGAGGGACGGAGGGGGGACAGCAAAGGGGGAGGAACGGAGAGGGGACAGAAAAGGGGGAGGAACGGAGAGGGGACAGAAAAGGGGGAGGAACGGAGAGGGGACAGCAAAGGGGGAGGAACGGAGGGGGGACAGCAAAGGGGGAGGAACGGAGGGGGGACAGCAAAGGCGGAGGAACGGAGGGGGGACAGCAAAGGCGGAGGAACGGAGGGGGGACAGCAAUGGGGGAGGAACGGAGGGGGGACAGCAAAGGGGGAGGAACGGAGGGGGGACAGCAAAGGGGAGGAACGGAGGGGGGACAGCAAAGGGGGAGGAACGGAGGGGGGACAGCAAAGGGGGAGGAACGGAGUGGGGACAGCAAAGGGGAGGAACGGAGGGGGGACAGCAAAGGGGGAGGAACGGAGGGGGGACAGCAAAGGGGGAGGAACGGAGGGGGGACAGAAAAGGGGGAGGAACGGAGGGGGGACAGCAAAGGGGGAGGAACGGAGGGGGGACAGCAAAGGGGGAGGAACGGAGGGGGUACAGCAAAGGGGGAGGAACGGAGGGGGGACAGCAAAGGGGGAGGAACGGAGGGGGGACAGAAAAGGGGGGGAACGGAGGGGGGACGGCAAAGGGGGGGGAACGGAGGGGGGACAGCAAAGGGGGGGAACGGAGGGGGACAGCAACGGGGGAGGAACGGAGGGGGGACAGAAAAGGGGGAGGAACGGAGGGGGGACAGCAAAGGGGGAGGAACGGAGGGGGGACAGCAAAGGGGGAGGAACGGAGGGGGGACAGCAAAGGGGGAGGAACGGAGGGGGGACAGCAAAGGGGGAGGAACGGAGGGGGGACAGCAAAGGGGGAGGAACGGAGGGGGGACAGCAAAGGGGGAGGAACGGAGGGGACAGCAAAGGGGGGGAACGGAGGGGGGACAGCAAAGGGGGAGGAACGGAGGGGGGACAGCAAAGGGGGAGGAACGGAGGGGGGACAGCAAAGGGGGAGGAACGGAGUGGGGACAGCAAAGGGGGAGGAACGGAGGGGGACAGCAAAGGGGAGGAACGGAGGGGGGACAGCAAAGGGGGAGGAACGGAGGGGGACAGAAAAGGGGGAGGAACGGAGGGGGGACAGCAAAGGGGGAGGAACGGAGGGGGGACAGCAAAGGGGGAGGAACGGAGGGGGUACAGCAAAGGGGGAGGAACGGAGGGGGGACAGCAAAGGGGGAGGAACGGAGGGGGGACAGAAAAGGGGGGGGAACGGAGGGGGGAUGGCAAAGGGGGAGGAACGGAGGGGGGACGGCAAAGGGGGAGGAACGGAGGGGGGACGACAAAGGGGGGGAACGGAGGGGGACGGCAAGGGACGGAGGGGGGACGGCAAAGGGGGAAGAACGGAGGGGGGACGGCAAAGGGGGGGGAACGGAGGGGCGACGGCAAAGGGGGAGGAACGUAGGGGGGACGGCAAAGGGGGAGGAACGGAGGGGGGACAGCAAAGGGGGAGGAACGGAGGGGGGACAGCAAAGGGGGAGGAACGGAGAGGGGACAGAAAAGGGGGAGGAACGGAGAGGGGACAGCAACGGGGGAGGAACGGAGGGGGUACAGCAAAGGGGGAGGAACGGAGGGGGGACAGCUAAGGGGGAGGAACGGAGGGGGGGCAGCAAAGGGGGAGGAACGGAGGGGGACAGCAAAGGGGGAGGAACGGAGGGGGGACAGCAAAGGGGGAGGAACGGAGAGGGGACAGAAAAGGGGAGGAACGGAGAGGGGACAGCAACGGGGGAGGAACGGAGGGGGGACAGCAAAGGGGGAGGAACGGAGGGGGGACAGCAAAGGGGGAGAAACGGAGGGGGGACAGCAAAGGGGAGGAACGGAGGGGGGACGGCAAAGGGGGAGGAACGGAGGGGGGACGGCAAAGGGGAGGAACGGAGGGGGGACGGCAAAGGGGGAGGAACGGAGGGGGGACGGCAAAGGGGGAGGAACGGAGGGGGGACGGCAAAGGGGAGGAACGGAGGGGGGACGGCAAAGGGGGAGGAACGGAGGGGGGACAGCAAAGGGGGAGGAACGGAGGGGGGACAGCAAAGGGGAGGAACGGAGGGGGGACAGCAAAGGGGGAGGAACGGAGGGGGGACAGCAAAGGGGGAGGAACGGAGGGGGGACAGCAAAGAGGGAGGAACGGAGGGGGGACAGCAAAGGGGGAGGAACGGAGGGGGGACAGCAAAGAGGGAGGAACGGAGGGGGACAGCAAAGGGGGAGGAACGGAGGGGGGACAGCAAAAGGGGGGGAAUGGAGGGGGGACGACAAAGGGGGGGGAACGGAGGGGGGACGACAAAGGGGGGGAACGGAGGGGGACGACAAAGGGGGGGAACGGAGGGGGGACGAAUGGGGGGGGAAGGGAGGGGCGACGGCAAAGGGGGAGGAACGGAGGGGGGACGGCAAAGGGGGAGGAACGAGGGGGGACGGCAAAGGGGGGGGAAUGGAGGGGGACGACAAAAAGAGGGGGAACGGAGGGGGGACGACAAAGGGGGGGAACGGAGGGGGGACGACAAAGGGGGGGGAACGGAGGGGGACGAAUGGUGGAGGACGGAGGGGGGACGACAAAGGGGGGAGAACGGAGGGGGGACGGCAAAGGGGGGGGAACGGAGGGGCGACGGCAAAGGGGGAGGAACGGAGGGGCGACGGCAAAGGGGGAGGAACGAGGGGGGACGGCAAAGGGGGGGAAAGGAGGGGGGACAGCAAAAGGGGGGGAACGGAGGGGGGACGACAAAGGGGGAGGGACGGAGGGGGGACAGCAAAGGGGGAGGAACGGAGAGGGGACAGAAAAGGGGGAGGAACGGAGAGGGGACAGAAAAGGGGGAGGAACGGAGAGGGGACAGCAAAGGGGGAGGAACGGAGGGGGGACAGCAAAGGGGGAGGAACGGAGGGGGGACAGCAAAGGCGGAGGAACGGAGGGGGGACAGCAAAGGCGGAGGAACGGAGGGGGACAGCAAUGGGGGAGGAACGGAGGGGGGACAGCAAAGGGGGAGGAACGGAGGGGGGACAGCAAAGGGGGAGGAACGGAGGGGGACAGCAAAGGGGGAGGAACGGAGGGGGACAGCAAAGGGGGAGGAACGGAGGGGGACAGCAAAGGGGAGGAACGGAGGGGGACAGCAAAGGGGGAGGAACGGAGGGGGGACAGCAAAGGGGGAGGAACGGAGGGGGGACAGAAAAGGGGAGGAACGGAGGGGGGACAGCAAAGGGGGAGGAACGGAGGGGGGACAGCAAAGGGGGAGGAACGGAGGGGGUACAGCAAAGGGGGAGGAACGGAGGGGGGACAGCAAAGGGGGAGGAACGGAGGGGGGACAGAAAAGGGGGGGAACGGAGGGGGGACGGCAAAGGGGGGGAACGGAGGGGGGACAGCAAAGGGGGGGAACGGAGGGGGGACAGCAACGGGGGAGGAACGGAGGGGGGACAGAAAAGGGGGAGGAACGGAGGGGGGACAGCAAAGGGGGAGGAACGGAGGGGGGACAGCAAAGGGGGAGGAACGGAGGGGGGACAGCAAAGGGGGAGGAACGGAGGGGGGACAGCAAAGGGGGAGGAACGGAGGGGGGACAGCAAAGGGGGAGGAACGGAGGGGGACAGCAAAGGGGAGGAACGGAGGGGGACAGCAAAGGGGGGGAACGGAGGGGGGACAGCAAAGGGGGAGGAACGGAGGGGGGACAGCAAAGGGGGAGGAACGGAGGGGGGACAGCAAAGGGGGAGGAACGGAGUGGGGACAGCAAAGGGGGAGGAACGGAGGGGGGACAGCAAAGGGGGAGGAACGGAGGGGGGACAGCAAAGGGGGAGGAACGGAGGGGGGACAGAAAAGGGGGAGGAACGGAGGGGGACAGCAAAGGGGGAGGAACGGAGGGGGGACAGCAAAGGGGGAGGAACGGAGGGGGUACAGCAAAGGGGGAGGAACGGAGGGGGGACAGCAAAGGGGGAGGAACGGAGGGGGGACAGAAAAGGGGGGGGAACGGAGGGGGGAUGGCAAAGGGGAGGAACGGAGGGGGACGGCAAAGGGGGAGGAACGGAGGGGGGACGACAAAGGGGGGGAACGGAGGGGGACGGCAAGGGACGGAGGGGGACGGCAAAGGGGAAGAACGGAGGGGGGACGGCAAAGGGGGGGGAACGGAGGGGCGACGGCAAAGGGGGAGGAACGGAGGGGGGACGGCAAAGGGGGAGGAACGGAGGGGGGACAGCAAAGGGGAGGAACGGAGGGGGGACAGCAAAGGGGGAGGAACGGAGAGGGGACAGAAAAGGGGGAGGAACGGAGAGGGGACAGCAACGGGGGAGGAACGGAGGGGUACAGCAAAGGGGGAGGAACGGAGGGGGACAGCUAAGGGGGAGGAACGGAGGGGGGCAGCAAAGGGGGAGGAACGGAGGGGGACAGCAAAGGGGGAGGAACGGAGGGGGGACAGCAAAGGGGGAGGAACGGAGGGGGGACAGCAAAGGGGGAGGAACGGAGGGGGGACAGCAAAGGGGGAGGAACGGAGGGGGGACAGCAAAGGGGGAGGAACGGAGGGGGGACAGCAAAGGGGGAGAACGGAGGGGGGACAGCAAAGGGGGAGAACGGAGGGGGGACAGCAAAGGGGGAGGAACGGAGGGGGACGGCAAAGGGGGAGGAACGGAGGGGGACGGCAAAGGGGGAGGAACGGAGGGGGACGGCAAAGGGGGAGGAACGGAGGGGGGACGGCAAAGGGGGAGGAACGGAGGGGGACAGCAAAGGGGGAGGAACGGAGGGGGGACAGCAAAGGGGAGGAACGGAGGGGGGACAGCAAAGGGGGAGGAACGGAGGGGGGACAGCAAAGGGGGAGGAACGGAGGGGGGACAGCAAAGGGGAGGAACGGAGGGGGGACAGCAAAGGGGGAGGAACGGAGGGGGGACAGCAAAGGGGGAGGAACGGAGGGGGGACAGCAAAGAGGGAGGAACGGAGGGGGGACAGCAAAGGGGGAGGAACGGAGGGGGGACAUCAAAGGGGGGGAACGGAGGGGGGACGACAAAGGGGGGGGAACGGAGGGGGGACGACAAAGGGGGGGAACGGAGGGGGGACGAAUGGUGGAGGGACGGAGGGGGGACGACAAAGGGGGGAGAACGGAGGGGGGACGGCAAAGGGGGGGGAACGGAGGGGCGACGGCAAAGGGGGAGGAACGGAGGGGGACGGCAAAGGGGGAGGAACGAGGGGGGACGGCAAAGGGGGGGGAAUGGAGGGGGGACGACAAAAAGAGGGGGAACGGAGGGGGGAUGACAAAGGGGGGGGAACGGAAGUGGGACGGCAAAAGGGGGAGGGACGAAGGGGGGACGACAAAAGGGGGAGGGGCGGAGGGGGGACGACAAAGGGGGAGGAAUGGAGGGGACUAGAGCUUACCUGCAGUGUUGUCGCAC